AUGGAGGAAGUCACCUUUGUGCCGGCGAACGGGCACGCGCCCGCCCCGCUCUCUGCGGAUACCUACGCAUACUACCUCUCUGAUGCAGUCAACUACGGACCCGCGUCGCGGACCUUCCAUACGGUCACGACAUGGCCCGAGACCUUUGAGCCGCUUGCCGGGCGGCUGGUGGUCAUUCGUGACGAGACGACACGCAAGCGGACGCGGCCCAACCCAGACCGCGUUCCAUGGAAGUCGCCGCGCGGGUGGAAGCCGCUCAAGUCUGUGCGCAACCUUCCUGUUAUGGUCCAGUACCGCAACCGGUCUGACGGCGAGUACAAGUACCGGAUGUACUGCUUCCACCGCAGCGGGAAGCGCGACGAGACGGUGGUCCUCCUCCACGUGACCCACACCGAGACGUCGGACCGUUACGAGAUUGAGCAGCGCGCGCGCGAGAUGGGCGGCGAGACGGCCGGGAGCAGGGUGCAUCCUGAGGCGGCGGCGGCGGCGGCGGCGGCGGCAGCCGCUGAGGCCGAGCAGAGGGACGCUGCUGCUGCGGCGGCGGCGCAGCAAAUGCAGCCGCAGGGGACCGAGACGAUGGACGCCACUGCCAAGGGCGAGCCUUCGUUGGUCCCGGACGCAGUGCAGGGGAUGGACGCCGAGUCAGACGACGAGCUGCCGGACUACGAGGAGUCGAUGUACGCCUUCCCGCUAGGCCCUGCCGAGUGUGUCGACCGGGCUGAGGAGCUCGACCGCAACCUGGCGUCGAUUUCUGCGGCGCUCAACGGGACGUUUGUGCCGUCGCUGUCGCGGCGGGCAGUGCCCGCUCCGCCGGUUGGCCCGCUCAACCUUGCAAUGGCGCCGCUCGACAACGCAUCUGCUGACGGCUCGGGCAUGGCGCUCGAAUCGCCGGUGCACGCCACCAAUGCGCUUAAGGAUCUCGCGCUCUCGCUUUUCAAGGCGCGGCAAGCCAAGUCCGAGGCCAAGGCUUCAGGCCCCGUGCACGGGUCGGAGGCCAUGCCGAUGGACAUGGAGAUGGAAAUGGCGCCGCCGCUGACGCCGCCGUCAGCCUACGUGGCUUCGGCCUUUUCCUCGGCCGUCUUGCCCUCGUCAGAUGCGGUGUUCAAGGAGAGCUUCUCGCUUCCCUCGCCGCACGCGCCGCCGUCGUCCUCGCAGCUCCACUCGUUCUCACUCCGUCACGGCGUCAACCCCUCGCUCGCCAUCCCAGACCCGGCUUGGUCGCCAUACGGCGUGCCAGACUCGUACGGCUCGUCGUACUCGAUGAGCCAGCCGUACAAGCCGGUCGCCGCCGACCGCCUCCGCUGCUCGUUUGAGGUCUCGGCCGUUGACGAUGACAUGGAGGCCAUGGACGUGGUCAUGUCUCGCUAG
This is a messenger RNA of Thecamonas trahens ATCC 50062, 1368 nucleotides long. RefSeq lists its product as uncharacterized. Bases 1 to 1368 code for a protein of 455 amino acids. The transcript is spliced from 3 exons. The record is from RefSeq and is a predicted model, not a curated record. Lineage: Eukaryota; Apusomonadida; Apusomonadidae.